This is a messenger RNA of Canariomyces notabilis, 450 nucleotides long. RefSeq lists its product as uncharacterized. Gene Ontology annotation, biological process: vesicle-mediated transport. The record is from RefSeq and is a predicted model, not a curated record. The transcript has 4 exons. Bases 1 to 450 code for a protein of 149 amino acids. Gene Ontology annotation, cellular component: Golgi membrane. NCBI's taxonomy places the organism in Eukaryota, Fungi, Ascomycota, Sordariomycetes, Sordariales, Chaetomiaceae.
AUGACGUUGAAGGAGGAAUUCGCAACGCGCAACUUCAGCAUCUACGCACAAUGGCUGGGCAUCCUGUCCAUGAUCCUCUGCUUUGCCCUUGGCAUAGCCAACAUCUUCACCUUCGACUUCUUCAUCAUCCCCUUUAGCGUCAUCUGCCUGGUAUCCUCCUUCGUAAUUCUCUUCAUCGAGGUGCCGCUGCUGCUGCGCAUCUGCCCGACGUCGGCGACCUUCGACAACGCCAUCCGCCGCAUCUCGACAAACUACAUGCGCGCGGCCGCCUACGCCGUCAUGGCCAUCGUCCAGUGGCUCUCCAUCAUCCGCUACGCCACCUCGCUCAUCGCCGCCGCCGUCCUGCUCACCUUCACGGGCCUCUGCUACCUGCUUGCCGGCAUCAAGGGCCAGGCCUUUGUCGGGAGCAAGACCCUUGGCGGUGCCGGGGUUGCCCAGAUGAUUGUAUGA